This is a messenger RNA of Felis catus (domestic cat), 636 nucleotides long. Its product is annotated as spidroin-2-like. The transcript is spliced from 2 exons. The record is from RefSeq and is a predicted model, not a curated record. Bases 1 to 636 code for a protein of 211 amino acids. NCBI's taxonomy places the organism in Eukaryota, Metazoa, Chordata, Mammalia, Carnivora, Felidae.
AUGCCCACUUUCCCGGGUAUCCAUGGCCCAGGUACCCUCAUCCCAGGUACCCACAGUCCAGAUGCUGGAUUCUCAGAUGCCCAUUUCCCAGGUGCCCACAGUCUAGAUGCCCACCUCCCAGGUGUCCAUGGCCCAGAUGCCCACCUCCCAGGUGUCCACAGUCUGGUGUCCAUAGCCAAGGUGCCUUCAUCCCAGGUGUCCACGGCCCAGGUACCCUCAUCCCAGGUACCCAAAGUACAGAUGCUGGAUUACUCACAUGCCCACUUCCCAGGUGCCCACAGACCAGAUGCCCACCUCCCAGGUUCCUAUGUCCCAGAUACUCAUGGUCCAGAUGCCCACUUCCCAGCUGUCCAUGGUCCAGGUGCCUACAGCCCAGAUGCCCACCUCCCAGUUGUCCAUGGUCCAGAUGCCCACCUCCCAGGUGCCCACAACUCAGAUGCUCACGGUCCAGAUGCCCACAUCCCAGGUGCCCACAGUCCAGAUGCCCACAUCCCAGAGAACAAGAGGGCCCAGCAGGUGGAAGGUCAGGCCAGCUCUCCAUCCCCAACCCCAGUCGGGCCUGAGGACUUUUAUCAGGUGUCACCUUCAGCUGCCUGCGUCUAUCUCCUGAGGAGCCUGUCCUUCCGCCAGUACUGA